AUGAUUCGUCGGACGUCACUUAUUACAAACAAUCUGUGGAAAGUUCAUUCAAAGUUACUCCCGUCUGCGUGCGGUAAAGAUAACGCUGACUAUUCUACUAAUCCCGACUAUGCAAACAGAACGGAACCAUUUGAGGUUUUUAAGUCGCGUUUUGUCAAUGCAUUCAAUGAUCCGAAACUUGAUGGUUGGUGGGCCAGAACAUGGAUGCAAAGGCUUCAUCUUGAAGAUGCAGUUCCUCCCCCAGAAGUCGUAAUAAGUGGUCUCAAGGCGUGCAGACGCCUUAAUGAUAUUGCUCUUGCUAUCCGUUUUAUGGAGUCUGUUAAGUUUAAAUGUAAAGCCUGCAAGGGCACAUGGGAGUGGCUUCAUAAAGAGAUCCAGCCGACUAUGAAAGAACUUGGUUUGCCAACUUUGGAAGAACUUGGGUAUGACAAGCCGGAGUUAGCAACCUGUUAUUAUUUACUAGAAGCCCUGCUAACUUGUACCAUCUGGAGUUGA
Heterobilharzia americana is the source of this 495-nucleotide messenger RNA. The record is from the annotation of a GenBank genome assembly. Lineage: Eukaryota; Metazoa; Platyhelminthes; Trematoda; Strigeidida; Schistosomatidae.